This is a messenger RNA of Humulus lupulus (European hop), 615 nucleotides long. RefSeq lists its product as uncharacterized. The transcript has a single exon. Lineage: Eukaryota; Viridiplantae; Streptophyta; Magnoliopsida; Rosales; Cannabaceae. The record is from RefSeq and is a predicted model, not a curated record. The coding region runs from base 1 to 615 and encodes 204 amino acids.
AUGGACUCCGAAGAUGUGUUCGAGCAUUACAGGGCUGUUGCUGCCUCUUCUGGCCAAAAGAAGGACAACAAGAGGGAUCGAGGGGAGAGCAGCAAGACUGCCUCAAAGAAGGCCCGAACUAACGAUCCUCCGGCUACCGCCCCUUCGAAGGAGAACUCGCCACCUCCAACACCCCUCGAGCAGCCGGCCUCAACUCCUGCCGAUCAGCAGCCUUCUCCUAAGGCUUAUAGCAGGGAAACAUUGCACACUCAGCCUGAAGGCUCCCUGCCCAGCCUCGUGGUAUCUUUUUCUAUUUGUCUUCAGGGACUGCUGACCAAAACCGCUGGCUGGUGCCGUGCUGGGGCGUUGGUGUCUCGGGGUAGGAACUUUGAUUCCAGGCUCGCCAAGGCUAAGCAAACACUCGAAGCUAAAAACAACGAGCUUGCUAAACAUAAUGGCGAGCUUCUCGGGGAGAACACGAAGCUGUCCAAGCGGAAAGAUGAGCUACUCGAGGACAAAGCUACUCUGAACAAGGAGCUACUGAAAACCCAGGACACCCUGAAGAAAGCCAACGAAUCUAGGGAAAAGUUCAGGGAAAGCACCAAGCUCAACUAUCAACUAGCUAUUUUUCUCUAG